GACGUCACGGGCCGGGUACUCGAGGAGGUCCCGGGGCGUCUGACUGAGGGAGGUGGGCUGCGCGUCGCCUGCUGUACUCGGCCCCCGGUCUCGCCCCGCCCAGCCCCGCCCCUCAACCCGGGAAGCGACCGCGGAGCCGCAGUCACCGGGCCAGCCUGGGCUGCCGGCCCGGAACCACCCGAUGAGGUAGAAUCACUGAAUUCGUCAUUGUACGCAGUAAUAGUUUGAAUAUGUUUAGCAAGAUCUCUUCUUUUUAGGGAUGGUGAAGUUGGAAAAAGGCUCCUUUAACCCUCCUCCAGGAUGAACCAGCUGCCAGAAGACAUGGAAAAUGCUCUCACGGGGAGCCAGAGCUCCCAUGCUUCUCUGCGCGACAUCCAUUCCAUCAACCCUGCACAACUCAUGGCCAGGAUUGAGUCCUACGAAGGAAGGGAAAAGAAAGGCAUAUCUGAUGUCAGGAGGACUUUCUGUUUGUUUGUCACCUUUGACCUCUUAUUUGUAACAUUACUGUGGAUAAUAGAGUUAAAUGUAAAUGGAGGCAUUGAGAACACAUUAGAAAAGGAGGUGGUACAAUAUGAUUACUACUCUUCUUAUUUUGAUAUAUUUCUUUUGGCUGUUUUUCGAUUUAAAGUAUUAAUACUUGCAUAUGCUGUAUGCAGACUGCGCCAUUGGUGGGCAAUAGCGUUGACAACAGCAGUGACCAGUGCCUUUUUAUUAGCAAAAGUGAUCCUUUCAAAGCUUUUCUCUCAAGGGGCUUUUGGCUAUGUGCUGCCCAUCAUUUCAUUCAUCCUUGCCUGGAUUGAGACAUGGUUCCUGGAUUUCAAAGUGUUACCUCAAGAAGCCGAAGAAGAAAACAGACUCCUGAUUGUUCAGGAUGCUUCAGAGAGGGCAGCGCUUAUACCUGGUGGUCUUUCUGAUGGUCAGUUUUAUUCCCCUCCAGAGUCUGAAGCAGGAUCUGAAGAAGCUGAAGAGAAACAAGACAGUGAAAAACCACUUUUAGAGCUAUGAGUACUACUUUUGUUAAAUGUGAAAACCCUCCUGGAAAGUCAUCCGAGGGAAAAGAUACUGGUGAUGGAGUCUCUCUAUUGCAAGUUGAAAUGGUGACAUCCACUGCUGACUUUAUGGAACAGCUAUUAACGAGUUUAUUUAUUGUAAUACCUCACAGACAUUGUACCAUAUCCACACACAUGUAGUCGCCUGCCUGUGGCUGGUCAGGUAAUGUAAUGAUUCAUCCUCUUUCCAGUGAGACUGAGUCCGAUGUGUUAAUGACUAGGUGAAGAAAGUCUUGUGCUGUAUUCCUAAUCAAAACACUUCUUAAUAUAUUGAAAUAACACUUUUUUAGUAAGUGAAAUAUCUUAUUUCAAUUCACAGAAUGAUUUUUUUUGUUUAUGUCUCAGAUUUAUUUUGUAUUUCUUUUUUAACUGCCUCCAUUUUCCUUGUGUUUUUUUUUUAACUCAUGCACAUGUGCUCUUUAUACAAUUUUAAAAAGUAAUAAAAUUCAACAUAUCAAAAUGCUUAGUUUUACUUUUCUUAUUUUGCAUUAUAUAUUUGGCCUGAAGUAUUGGAAUUAUGAAAGGGGAACAGGAGGGAUUGUGAAUAUGUGCAAAAUGUUACUAGACAUUUGUAUUAUUUUUAACAUGAAAUUGUGUUUUUCUCUGAUAAAUUGUUCUGAGCUAUUCUAAAGUACUCUUAUUUUGAACCCACAGAAUGACUGAAGCCAUUGCUGUCAUUUUUUCUUCAUGUUUAGCCAAUUUGAAUUAAAAUGAACUAAACUA
Molecule: messenger RNA, 1772 nt
Organism: Carlito syrichta (Philippine tarsier)
Lineage: Eukaryota; Metazoa; Chordata; Mammalia; Primates; Tarsiidae
Gene: STARD3NL
Product: STARD3 N-terminal like
Exons: 10
Coding region: 301-1005 (234 amino acids)
Source: RefSeq, a predicted model, not a curated record